Molecule: messenger RNA, 1824 nt
Organism: Gregarina niphandrodes
Lineage: Eukaryota; Apicomplexa; Conoidasida; Eugregarinorida; Gregarinidae
Product: protein phosphatase 2C
Exons: 3
Coding region: 1-1824 (607 amino acids)
Biological process (GO): protein dephosphorylation
Molecular function (GO): protein serine/threonine phosphatase activity
Source: RefSeq, a predicted model, not a curated record
AUGACUGGUGAAGAAACAGCGAACAAUAAAUCAACAAUGGCGUGUCCGGGCCUGCAUGUAGUGUUCGGCAGUCGGACUCGGCGGGGUUUGUCGCACCCCAACGAGGACCGUCAUGCCGUGGCUACGUGGCAGAAUUGGAAUCUAGAGGCGCACACGCGGGAGGAGCCGGAAAUUGACCCGGGUGACGCGUAUCCUAAGCCGGAGUUGGUGGCGCCGAUUUGUACGGGGAGUGCGCGAAAGGACACGACAGUGUCGGGUUGUGGGGGUACGGGUGCGUUGAAGGACCCUCAAGUGGCGUUGGGUCUGCAUUUGGGUCAGAAGGUAGUUUUGGCUGACCAGGACCCUACGAAGCAGGCUGCGUACCUAUGGACGGUGUGCGACGGGCAUGACGGGCCAGAGGCGGCGGACUAUGUGUGUCAAUCGGUGGGGGAGGUCUUCAGUCGUAUUUGGCACAAGAGCGUGAGUUACAAAAUGCCUGCGAACUAUCUUAAGGACAAGGCGUUGGCGCCGGGAGAAGACCCGCAAACUUUUGCCCGAGGCUACUCGCUUUCGAACGCGCUGGCACGUACCUACGAAGUGCUCGACCAGAACUUCAAGCAACUUGUGUGUCCUGAUACACCGGCUCUCGGUAGUGGGAGCACAACCGUGCCGUCAACGGAGCACGCCACCGCCGGUGCCGGCGGGGGUUCCGGUAGUGGUUAUGGCAGUUCCGUGGUGGGCAGUACGGCGGGUAGUUGUGUAACAAGCAUCUUUCUGAGCGGGAACCUGUUGUGCUGUGCGGGGUUGGGAGAUUGCAAGGCGGCGAUUUUGACAUUGGAGGAUGCGGAUUCCCCCGCUGCUUCACUCGAAAUGGGUUCGGGUAGCCAACAACAGUUCCAGGUGACGUGGUUCAGCAAAGAACAUCGAUCGAGUGCGCCCAAGGAGCGUGCCCGGAUUCGAGCCCGCGGCGGUUGGUUCCGACAUGGGCGUGUAGGCGGCGUGUUGGAGCCUACGCGGACGAUUGGGGACUUUGACGUGAAGGCGUCGCAGCCGGCCGGGGUGUUGAUUGCGACACCGGAAGUGCGCACGUUCAACGUGACCAAGCCGGCCAUGAUCCUGGUAGCGAGCGACGGUGUAUGGGACGUGAUGGACGCGUCCCAGUUGCUGCGCACGUUGAAGAAACGACGUAGACUCUGGCGUGGUGUACUGUCGUGGCUAGGAGCGCCGGUACCCGAGCGGCGAAGUUUAAUGAACUUCGGGUUCCGGAAGCGCGCUAAAUCCAAGGAAGGAUUGUCGGGGAUCCUCCAACUACCCACCGGCGGCGACUUGGUCGCCAUGGCCGAAGCUUUGGUGACCCGCGCACAUGACCUCGGCAGCGACGACGACUGCACUUGCGUCUGCAUAUACCUCCGCCCUGCCCAACAAGUGCCGCCACCCGUACCCGGCGAAGGCCUCGGCGAGAGCGGCCUCGGCUCCAAACGUGAGUCCGAUGAAGAAGCCGACUCCGACGACGAGGAUGAAGAAGAAGAAGACGAAGAAGAAGAAGAAACGGCUGCCGUACCACCCGCCACCGAACACGACUCAAGCUACGAAUAUGAAAAGUGGCGGAGACCCGAACCGCCCGGAGAUGACAACGAAUUGGACGCAGACAACCUCGACGAACCCACCGAAAAAGAAAAGGAAACUGACGAAUGGAAGCUCGCCACCAAUGUCUUCCCAGUCUCCGCCGCAGACAAAAAUGUUGACGAAGAAGCGCCCGAGAUUGUCGAGAAGGCGCGCCGCAGACGCGAAGAACGGCGGGCAGCGCGCGAACGUCGCCGGCGGUCGCUGGAGGAGCGGCCAUGA